Phaeoacremonium minimum UCRPA7 is the source of this 1380-nucleotide messenger RNA. RefSeq names its product putative 26s protease regulatory subunit 4 protein. Gene Ontology annotation, molecular function: ATP hydrolysis activity; proteasome-activating activity; ATP binding. The record is from RefSeq and is a predicted model, not a curated record. NCBI's taxonomy places the organism in Eukaryota, Fungi, Ascomycota, Sordariomycetes, Togniniales, Togniniaceae. Gene Ontology annotation, cellular component: proteasome regulatory particle, base subcomplex. The transcript has 4 exons. The coding region runs from base 1 to 1380 and encodes 459 amino acids. Gene Ontology annotation, biological process: proteasome-mediated ubiquitin-dependent protein catabolic process.
AUGGGUCAGAAUCAGUCUGGCAUGGGCGGUGGCGGCGAUGGACAAGAUGGCAAGGAUAAGAAGAAGGAUAAGCCCAAGUACGAGCCUCCCCCGAGACCAACGACCCGCGUCGGGCGCAAGAAGAGAAAGGCCCCUGGCACCAGCGCCGCUGCCAAGCUGCCUGCCGUCUACCCAAGCCAGCGAUGCAAACUACGUCUGUUACGAAUGCAACGUAUCCACGACCAUUUACUGUUGGAGGAAGAGUAUGUCGAGAAUCAAGAACGUCUGAGGAAAGCCAAGGCCGCAAAGGACAGCUCCGGACCCGCCACCGAUGUCGACGCUGCUGAUCGCUUGGCCGACGAGCGCGGUCGCGUGGAUGAUAUGCGAGGUAGCCCUAUGGGCGUCGGUACGCUUGAGGAGAUGAUCGAUGAUGACCAUGCCAUCGUGUCUAGCACUACUGGACCAGAGUACUACGUCAGCAUCAUGAGCUUCGUCGACAAGGAUCUCUUGGAACCCGGAGCCAGCGUCCUCUUGCACCACAAGAGUGUCAGUAUCGUCGGUGUCUUGACCGAUGACACCGAUCCUCUCGUCAGCGUCAUGAAGCUUGACAAGGCACCAACCGAGUCGUAUGCCGAUAUUGGUGGCUUGGAGCAGCAAAUCCAGGAAGUUCGUGAGUCCGUUGAGCUGCCGCUGCUCCAUCCCGAGCUGUAUGAGGAGAUGGGAAUCAAGCCGCCCAAGGGUGUCAUUCUAUACGGUGCGCCAGGAACGGGAAAGACACUGCUUGCCAAAGCUGUUGCAAACCAGACUUCAGCUACCUUCUUGCGUAUCGUAGGCUCGGAACUCAUCCAGAAGUAUCUCGGUGAUGGUCCCCGUCUGGUUCGCCAGCUCUUCCAGGUCGCUGCUGAAAAUGCUCCCUCGAUUGUGUUCAUCGACGAAAUCGACGCUAUUGGCACGAAACGAUACGAGUCUACGUCUGGUGGUGAGCGCGAAGUCCAGCGAACUAUGCUUGAGCUUCUGAAUCAGCUUGAUGGUUUCGAUGAUCGAGGCGAUGUCAAGGUCAUCAUGGCGACCAACAAGAUCGAGACUCUUGACCCUGCCUUGAUUCGCCCUGGCCGUAUCGACCGCAAGAUCCUGUUUGAGAACCCCGACCAGAACACCAAACGCAAGAUCUUCACACUGCAUACCUCCAAGAUGUCUCUCAACGAAGACGUGGAUCUCGAGGAGUUCAUUGCGCAGAAAGACGACCUCUCAGGUGCCGACAUCAAGGCCAUUUGCUCAGAGGCUGGCCUGAUGGCUCUGCGGGAGAGACGUAUGCGCGUGCAGAUGGCGGAUUUCCGGGCCGCCCGUGAGAGAGUUCUUCGCACGAAGCAGGAGGGUGAGCCUGAAGGGUUGUAUUUGUAG